GCAGCACACAAAAAAAUCGGACACCACCCACAACAACAACAACAACAAAACACAACGCACAUGCAGAGAUGGUGCUGCCUGCGGAUGUGGAUGGGUGGCUUGAGGCUGCGUGCGAUGUGCUGGUGGAGUUCCAGCACAUGCACCGCACCAACAUGGUGAACGCACUGCAGGACGGCGUGUACGACUGCUUGCCGCAAGCAUGGAUCGACGCCCUUCAAUCCCUCGCAGACAUCGCCAGUCGAGACAGCAGCUGUGGUGGUGGUGAUGGUGGUGAUGGUGGUGAGGAAGAGGGGGACGACGCACGUGAUGCACUGUCAAUGCAACAACACGCACAGCAACAACAACAACACGCACAACAACACGCACAGCAACAACAGCACGCGCAGCAACAACGCAGGACAGUGUUCGAUGCAGAUGCGUGGUUGAGUGAGUUUGUGUGGAGGCGCGAGGUGUGGCAGAAACACGCACACAGCUUGCCACAGUAUCUGCUCAGUUUCCUGCAACGCGUGCAUGACCUCCAUCUUGACAGAACCCCAAGCAGCACCAUCGAAGCGUGCGCAUUCCCACAAUACUUGCGCCAGGUCAAGGGCUUCUCGCCAAAGAAGGAGCACGAGACCACAAGGCACGCGGCGCUGCUCCAGCACAUCUGCACGCGCACGCGCGCCGAGAUUGUCAUUGACGUGGGCUCCGGCAGCGGAUACCUGGGCCAGGUGCUGCUCAACACCAACCCCGGCUUGGUGGUGGUGGGCAUCGAGGGCGACACGAGCGUGCACGAGCUCGCCCUCAAGAAGAUGGCGCGCAUGUUUCAACUCCAGCACCGGCGCCGUCACCGCAAUCACAACAACACACGCAACAGCCAAACACGCAAUAGCAAGGACAAUGGGCGGAGCGCCGCUGGCCAUAAUAGCCACAGUGCCCAUGAAACAACACCAAUGUCAGCACAUGUACAGCCACAGGCACCGGCCCCACUCACGCGUAUGCUUGCUGUGGAAGGCAUCUUCUCUGUUCACACGCCACGCGCCAACCUGGACGCUAUCUCGACAGCGCUGGCAUCCGGCGGCGCCCUUUUGCACGCAGACACACGUGCUGAACCACAGCAUGGUGAUGAUUGUGGUGGUGGUCGUCGUGGUGGUGGUGAACAUCGUAGUGGUGGUGGUGGUGGUGAUGAUGAUGGCUGCACACAAACGCGUGAUCCUGUAAAGGUGCCACAAACCACACCACAAGGUACCCCAACACGAGACGCAGUAGCACCAUUAUCCUCAUCACGGUCAACAACAACGCCAACCACAACAACCACCACUGCAGCUGCGUGUGUGCUGACGUGCCUGCACGGGUGCGGAGACCUCACGCCCUGCCUGCUGCGUGCCUUUGUGGAGGAUGAGCGGUGCCGCGGGCUGGUAUCUGUUGGCUGCUGCUACCACGCAAUCACGCCCGUCUCGGGUCGAGAGAAGGCAUGGUACAUCAAGCGCAGGAACAUAGGACCAGCUUCGUCGUCGUCGUCCCCAACAGUGGCGCCAUCGACCUCGCAGGACGCAAGUGCAACUACCGCAGCACCAACCACGGCACGCGUGCGCGGGGAUGAUGUGUCAAGCGAAUCAACAGACACAACCGCAGCCAAAGCCGCAGAUGCAAUGGAGCAACAGCAAGGAGCGCUGCGAGUGAACACAGCGGUGGACGGAGCCGGCAGCCGCGCACCGCAGUUCUACUCCUUUCCCAUGAGCGCGGCGUUGACGCGGACGCUGGCACUGCGCGGGUUCCACGUGCUGCCGUCGUACUCUCUCAGGCGGGCGGCACAGCAUCGCAGGCAGCAAGCGGAGGUGAAAAGGCACAAGCCGCAGGAAAUGCAGAGGGGUGGAGAGCAGGAAGAGAAGGCAGGUGCUGUCAAGGACGUCAGUGGGCGGUUUGGAGCAACAUCCUUGCAUGUUGCGUCAACACUCUAUCGCAACGUGAUGGAGGACACAAAACGGAAGCACCCAACCUGGACCAUUGUGAACCCCACCGUCCACGUCGUCCUAAAACGUGAUUGUCGGAGCUUUGACGAUUAUCUUCGCGCUGUGCUCGGCAAAAGCCGCCUCGUGUGCGCCGAAGAGGAUGGUCACACGUUCCGUACCGCACAAGCGGACCUGCACCACCGGUUCGAGUGGGCGCACGAGUCGCUGCUUCCGCUCUUGGACGAGCUUGUGCACACGUACGAAAGCGUCGCACACAUCCGCUCGCGAAUUGCCGUUUUCCUCGCCCUGCAGCCGCUGCUUGAGGCGUUGAUUGAGGACGUGAUUGUCGUGGACAGAUGCCAGUUCAUUGCCGAAUCUGUGCCCACAGCAACAGUUGCUCUCGUUCCCCUCUUUGAUCAGCACAUCAGCCCACGCUGCUUUGCCAUCGUUGCAACCAGAUAGCACAAUGUGUGUGUG
Salpingoeca rosetta is the source of this 2408-nucleotide messenger RNA. RefSeq lists its product as uncharacterized. The record is from RefSeq and is a predicted model, not a curated record. NCBI's taxonomy places the organism in Eukaryota, Choanoflagellata, Craspedida, Salpingoecidae. The transcript is spliced from 6 exons. The coding region runs from base 69 to 2393 and encodes 774 amino acids.